Molecule: messenger RNA, 1276 nt
Organism: Emys orbicularis (European pond turtle)
Lineage: Eukaryota; Metazoa; Chordata; Testudines; Emydidae
Product: prostasin-like
Exons: 6
Coding region: 57-950 (297 amino acids)
Biological process (GO): proteolysis
Molecular function (GO): serine-type endopeptidase activity
Source: RefSeq, a predicted model, not a curated record
UUUGCUGGCUGGAGGCUGAGCUGGGCCGUCCCAACCCAGAGUUCCUGUGGGGCAGGAUGAUGCGGGGGCUCUGCUCCCAGCUGGCCUUGCUGCUGCUGCUGGUGCUGCCAUCCCCAACGCAGGGUGCAGAGGAGAGUCAAGACCAAACAGUGUUCAGCCGUAUCAUAGGGGGGCAGGAUGCCAAGAAGGGUAACUGGACCUGGCAGGUCAGUGUGCAAGAAGAUGGAGCCCACAUCUGUGGAGGAUCCCUCAUCUCAGCCCAGUGGGUGGUGUCAGCUGCUCACUGCUUCAAUCCCUCCGUGCCCUAUUCCCAAUACCGUCUAGUGCUGGGAGCGCACCAGCUCCUCCCUCUCUCCCCAAAACCAGUCCUGUCCAAGGUGCAGAAGAUCAUCCUCCACCCCAGUUACAAUAGGACGAGCCUUGUUGCUGACAUCGCCUUGGUGAGGCUGAAGAAGCCAGUGAAAUCCACGAAGUUCAUCCGGCCCAUCUCACUGCCGGGGGCCUCCCGCCAGUUUCCUGAGAAGAAGAAGUGUUGGGUCACUGGCUGGGGAAACGUUGAAGUGACCGAGCCUCUCCCACGACCCCAGACCCUGCAGCAGCUGGAGGUUCCCAUCAUCAGUACACGAGACUGCAACAGGCGUUACAACAAACUGAAUCCAAACUCACCUCUGGGUCCACAGAGAAUCAAAAGCGACAUGAUCUGCGCCGGGUACAUGAACAGCCCCAAGGGAUUCUGCAAUGGCGACUCUGGGGGGCCUCUGGCCUGUCAGCAGAACGGCAAAUGGUAUCUGGCCGGAGUCGUGAGCUGGUUUAUGACCAGAAGCGAGAGAGGAAUAGUCUGUUCUGAGCCCAAGUUCCCCGGGGUCUUCACCCGGGUGACAGCCUACAACAGCUGGAUCCAGAAGGAAGUGAACGGUGUGGGCCCUCUGCCAGCGCGUUUCCAGCUGUAAUGAUACUCGCCGUGCUCCUCCUCACAGCCCUGUGAGCCAUGCACGGACCUGUCCCUGGGACUUCCAGGCCAACCCCCCUCAGGAUGUCUAUAGACCCCCCCCUUUGACACCGGGUGUGGGCCCCGCGUUGCUGGGGUCUGUGGGACGCAGCUGGGAGAUGCUGGUGGAUGGAAGCACAGGGGUGCUAUGGGGAGGUGAGGGCAGAGGGUGGGGGGUUAUAUCCAGCCUUUCCUGCAGCUCUUCAGCGCCCCCUGGGGGUGACUGGGAAGCCGACGGGGACAGGCCCUGCAGCCGCUUUUAUCCCAUGAAUUGUGCUCUGAAAAUCA